Messenger RNA from Apis florea (little honeybee), 948 nucleotides. Its product is annotated as CD63 antigen. Gene Ontology annotation, cellular component: plasma membrane. The record is from RefSeq and is a predicted model, not a curated record. Lineage: Eukaryota; Metazoa; Arthropoda; Insecta; Hymenoptera; Apidae.
UUUGCAGUAUCACUUUCGUUAGUUCUCGUAUUAGAAUUGGCAGCUGCAAUUGCAGCUUAUGCUCUUCAAGAUGGAAUAAGGAAUCUUCUUGCCGAGAAAAUUAAUGUUACUAUGCAUCAAUAUGGGAAGAAUGAAGAAGCUACGGAAGCUAUCGAUUUUCUACAAUCGAAACUUUAUUGUUGCGGAUACAAUGGAUAUAAAGAUUGGGAAGAAAUUAUGAAAGAACAAAAAUUUCCUGUAUCUUGUCAAUCAGAUUUUCCAUCAGAAAACAAUACAUGCAUUUACGACGAUAAAGGCAUUUCAUGUGUUUCCGAAUUUUAUACAACUGGAUGUAUAAAAAAUCUUUCAAUCAUUAUUCAUAGGAGUGCACUUUAUAUCGGUACUGGAGCUGUAGCUAUUGCACUUAUUCAGUUAACGGGAAUAAUAUUUGCCUGUAUGUUAGGCAAAGCAAUAAGAAGACAAAAAACAGAAAGGGAGAGACGUAAAUGGGAAUUAAGGGAAAGUUUAGUCAAUGGUUACCAACCAUUAGGAAAAUCAGAUCCUUUCACUACGUUUCCCGUUGUUUAUAUGUCUUCUGAUUCUUUGAAGAAUUUGUAGGAUUUUUUAAUUUUAUUAAUUCUUAACGAAAUAAUCUUAUUUAAAGUAAUACUUUAUAAUUUCUUAAAAAUCUUUAAAAAUCGAUAUUUUUAUUUUGUACAAAAAUUGUUUUCCUUCCCUUUACGUUUUUUUUUUUUUAAUUAAAAUUAAUUUCUAUAUAUUAUUUCAAAUUUAAUAUUUUCUUAAAUAUUAUAGAAAUUUGUAUUGUUUAUAUAAAAAUAUAAAUGUAGGUAAUAUAUAAUAUAUAUUACAUAUGUAUAUAUAAAAUUAAUAUAUUUCUAUAAUACGUAAUAUAUAAUGUGUAUUUAAAUAUUUUGUACAAAUUAAAUAUAUGUUUUAUUGGAAUAAAUU